GCGAAAACCAGCUAUGUUGGUUUCAAUGUGCAGGCCAACGAUUAAGGAAAAAAAAAAGAAGAAGAAACAACUGUCAUCUCAGGAUUUGCAACCAAUUAUCUUCGCGCUAUGACCAAUGGAAAAGAAUGGUACUUCAUCUGAGGCUCAUGAUCUUCCAAUUGAUAAAGAAGAAUCCAAAAGACAGACGGCCCUGAUGAAAUGAUCAGACCAUUUGCCAUUGUAUCUAACUUCAAUCUAUGUGCAAAACAAAAGGAAGCUGAGGUUGUUUCUAAGCAAAGCGCUAGCCAAUUAGAAUCAAAGAGAAUGUCCAUGGAUUCAUUACUUGCAUUACAUGAACCCCAGAAAACGACAAACCAAAGUAUCACUACUCUGGAUUCGAUGUUUUCCAUGAAAAUCUACACGUCAAACAAUCCAAACCAGCCAAAAACUGGAUUCAACCCCCUCCUCCAAAAACCUGUUUUCCAAGAACCACCAUUUUACUUUUUUUUCCCGCAAACCCCAAUUCAGAAACCCCAUUGUCUUCAUCUUUGAUAAGAAAAAAAAAAAUGCUCACAAGGGCCUUUACAAAACCCAAAAAGAGUUUUAAAGGAUAUGGUGAACACAGCAGGUCCUGGUCCAUCUCUGAAUAUGAUGAUGGCAUAGUAGGAUUGAUGGAUGAUAUACCGUUGAUCUCUUGUGAAAAUCAUGGACUCCCGCUGACUCUGAAGGAGGUUUUGAGGACAUCUGUUGGUGUGAUGGGAGCGAACAAUAGGGGAUUUACAGAGAAAUUGGUGUUAUCCAAGGGUAGAUUAUGCGCUCUGAAGAGGUUUCGCAAGGUUCUUGUAGGCAAAAGUGAGUUCGGCAGGACAGUUGAAAGGUUGGCUCAGGUUUGCAGGAAGUGCGACUACCUCGUCCCAAUCACUGCUUAUUUGUAUACCAAGAGGUUCAAGCUUGUUCUUUGUGACUACUAUCCCAUGGGAAGCUUAGCUGACUUGCUUGAAGGUGGGAGGCGCGGCCAAACUGCCUUAAAUUGGAAUGAACGGCUGAUGAUAAUAGUUUACGCUGCACGAGCAAUCGCUUUCAUCCAUGCACAAUCCCCCCCAAGUGACAAGAACAUGAAAAUGAACGUUCAUGGAAACAUUAAAUCCUCCAACAUCAUGAUAAACAUCGACCUGACGGCUCGGUUAUCAGAUUAUGGCUUCGUCCAGUUGGCUGACUGCGUGGAAGAUUCUGAUCAUAAAGAAGGACCAGGAACUAGUUACUGUGAGAAUUUGAGUCAAAAGAGUGACAUAUUCAACUAUGGGCUAGUUUUACUCGACCUGCUAGGAGGAGUGAGGGAGCCAGGUUUCAUAGAGUGCAUAGUUGAAACAAAGGAAAGUAUAAAACUGGGGAAAAGUACAUUUUUUGAAUUUGAUGUGCAAGGGAGAGAACGGAGGCAAGCUUUGAAGGUUUUGGACAUUGCUUUGGCUUGUACAAACAGGUUGGCAGAGGCCAGGCCUUCAAUAGAGCAAAUUCUAUUGAAUCUUGGUGAUAUUCCGAAUAGUACUAAAUAAAGCUGUUGGUCUUUGUUAAGACAUUAUUGUAUUUGUAAAAAAACAAAAUAAAAAAUAGGGAUGCUCAGUUGAUUUGAUGAGUGUUGCGUAUACAAUUCAGUAAUGGAUCAGGGGCUUGGCCACUGCACAACAAAGGUUGGU
This is a messenger RNA of Theobroma umbraticum, 1673 nucleotides long. RefSeq names its product putative inactive receptor kinase At5g58300. Gene Ontology annotation, biological process: protein phosphorylation. The record is from RefSeq and is a predicted model, not a curated record. Gene Ontology annotation, molecular function: protein kinase activity; ATP binding. NCBI's taxonomy places the organism in Eukaryota, Viridiplantae, Streptophyta, Magnoliopsida, Malvales, Malvaceae.